AGAUGAUGGAGCAGAGGGUCGGAGACGACGUUUGGUGUAUUGCAUUUAUAAAGUAUGAAGGUUUGGCAAGGUAUCUACUCAAUCGUACGCAACAGGACCUAGAUGACGACCUUGCCUGCAUCUGGUAGAAAUCAACCCGCUUCAAGAUGCAUGUGCACUCGAGGACGGCAGCAAGGAAUUGCAUUUGGAACACAUCAACUGGAGGUAUUCUCCGACCGGUUUCUGGCAACCUUGCCGGUAUUGAUUCAUCAUUUGCUUUUCGAAGAAAUGAAGAAUCAUGCCAUUACCGGUGUUGUUGUGCUUCAGUAUAGAAUCUCUGCAUGGCACUCUGUCGAAGGUAAAUUCAUCAAUGAGCUUUGGCAAUGGAAGCUUGUCGUCCCACUGGGAAAUCAUAAACUAUUUCAAAAAAAUUAUGAUCAAGACAGGGGGGAGGGAACAUCCCCAACUAGUGUCAGUUAUAUACAUGAAGAGUGCGGUGGUUAG
Molecule: messenger RNA, 483 nt
Organism: Cantharellus anzutake
Lineage: Eukaryota; Fungi; Basidiomycota; Agaricomycetes; Cantharellales; Hydnaceae
Exons: 3
Coding region: 151-483 (110 amino acids)
Source: RefSeq, a predicted model, not a curated record